AUCUUGACACACAGAAUGACAGUAACAACAUAAACUUUCAUGUCUGUAAUGAACAGAAAUAUCCCAAAUGAACAAUAAAUUGUUACUUGAAUAGGGUUUUAGCAAACCCACCAACCACAAAACCUACUUGUUUGGUUUUUUGUGUCAUAUUCUGAAUCAACCUAUUCACCCUCUUGAAUCCCAUCCUAGCAGUGCGGACUCCUAAACAUGAAAGACAUUUACUCACUCAUCAUCUGUCUGCAUUUGUAACAGAUAACAUCUAAAUCAUGGCAUUCUUUUGGGGGGCCUAACGUUUUUUUUAUUACAAUAUGUAAGUACAGACAAGAACUUGCUGCUUUAGUUCAAAGUUUUAUUAGACAAAAAUAGGAUUCGGCUCAAAGCAAAACCCCUAGCAGCUUUGUAGUUGACAAAAAUCUUCGUAUUGCUCCAUCUCGCUGUGACUGUCACUGUCUGCACAUCUUCGGCUCAUAGUUUACAGUUUAUGGCUGUUAUCGCCUCCACAUGCCAUGUCAGCUUUAAAAGCGACACAAAAAAAGUUACUCAUUAAAAAUAACAACCCUGAUCAAAGUUCCUCCUCGGCUGCUUUCUUGACUGACAUGUUUACGCGGAACAGUCAGAGAAUCAUGCUUCUGUUCAACAUGGGGCCUGAAGCCAGAUUGAAGAAAAUUGCUGUUCUGAUCGGUGUUUUUGUCAUUUUAAAGGUGCAGGCUGCUCCGACAAUAACCGAUGAUGAAGCAGAUGCCGGUGAACUUGGAGAUGACAUUCUUGAAAUUAACAGAGGGUUGACACAUCUGUUUGAGGGAGACAUUGCUAUCAAUCCAAAAAGAAACGCCAUCCUUGAUGAAACAAGAAGAUGGAAGUUUCCCAUACCUUACAUCCUAACUGAUUCCUUAGAUCUGAACGCCAAGGGUGUAAUUCUUCAAGCGUUUGAGGAAUACCGCUUGAGAUCCUGCGUGGAUUUUAAACCCUAUGAGGGAGAAUCCACCUACAUCUCCUUCGUCAAGCUCUCUGGUUGCUGGUCUUACGUUGGAGACGACGGGACAGGCCAGAACGUGUCCAUUGGAGCCCGGUGUGACACCAAGGCUAUAGUGCAACACGAGCUUCUCCACGCGCUGGGCUUCUACCAUGAGCAGUCCCGUUCAGACCGAGAUGACUACGUCAACAUCUGGUGGGAUGAGAUUGAAGAAGGGAAGGGACACAAUUUCAACAAAUAUGAAGAUGACUUCAUCACAGAUCUGAACACACCGUACGAUUAUGAGUCCAUCAUGCACUACAGACCACUGUCCUUUAAUAAGAAUGAAAGCAUCCCCACAAUUACAACCACCAUACCGUACUUUAAUGAUGUCAUUGGUCAACGACUGGACUUCAGCGAAGUAGACAUCACCAGGCUCAACCGCAUGUAUGACUGUGCUGAGACACAUACUCUGUUGGAUCAGUGCUCUUUUGAGCUCAUAAACAUCUGUGGAAUGAUCCAGAAUGAGGACGACAGCACAGACUGGGUCCAGACGCUGAGCAGCCCAAUCGACGGGGAUCAUACUCUGGAGGGACGUUGUAGAGAUUCUGGCUACUUUAUGAAGUUUGACACUUCUUCCGGUGCAGUGGGCAGCAGUGCCCUGUUGGAGUCACGCAUCCUCUAUCCAAAGAGAAGUGAACAGUGUCUCCAGUUUUUCUACAAGAUGACUGGAGCAGCCGGAGACAAUCUGGUGAUCUGGAUCAGAAGUGAUGAUGGGACGGGAGCUGUGAACAUCAUCAGAAAGAUCCACACCAUCACAGGCGACGGCGAUGAUGCCUGGAAAAUCGCUCACGUGAAUCUUAAAAUGUCCAAAAAGUUCCGUUACAUCUUCCAAGGAAUCAGAGGAUCGGCUGGCUCCUCCGGCGCCAUCUUAAUCGAUGACAUCACUCUCACUGAGACCGUCUGUCCCAGUCUUGUCUGGCAAAUCCGCAAUUUCACUGGCGUUCUCGCCACAACUCCCGUCGGCACGCCUGUAAGGAGCAAAUGCGUUUAUAAUGCGGAGGGCUAUUCGUUCGGGGUCAGUGUCUACCCGAAUGGAAGAGAGAGCGAAUACCCGGAUUACAUCGGCGCUACGUUGCAUCUCUGCAGUGGGGAAAAUGACGGAGUGAUGCAGUGGCCAGCAGAAAACAGGCAGGCCACCAUUGUAGCGUUGGAUCAGGACCCAGAUGUUACACUGAGGAUGUCUUCCACAAGAAGCUUCACCUCAGACAAUAACACCCGCUGGGACAAGCCGACCGCCACGUCUGGUGCAGUCUGGGACGAGAGCUGCCGGUGCUACCGGGGUCAGGAUUACGGCUGGAGCACGUUCAUAUCCCACAACCAACUACAGCGGAGGAGCUUCCUCAAGAAUGAUGACCUCAUCAUAACUGCUGACUUCAAUGAUUUGACCCACCUGAUCAAGACUGAAGUACCAGUGGAGYGCUCCGUACAAGGCAGAGACCUCCCAGACGAGAAGGAAGGUCAUGAGGUGGAAAGGAAACAGGAAGCGCCAAAGCACAGGGAACCGCGCGCCGCCGACCCCUGCCACCCUAACUUUUGCCUGAACGGAGGCGUGUGUGUGGAGGAUGCAGGCAAAGCCUUGUGCAGGUGUGCAACAACCCAGGCCACCUUCUACUCUGGCCCGAGGUGUGAGGAGGUGAAAAUAGACAGAGGCAUCCUGGGUGCUCUCAUCGGCGGUGCGGCAGGAACUGUGGUUCUAACGCUGGCCAUCUUCGCUGUCAUCAGGAGGUCUCACACCAACCCGUUUUAAUCUUGUUUAGCACAAGAUCCCUUACAUUCUUGUGCUUGGACCAGUGAUGGAAUAUGGAAUAUGGAAAUGUUUUAUUUUAAAAAAAUGUACUCGUCCAUUCUUAGUAGAGACGGAAAACACUGAGAAUAAUGAUACAAAUAGAUAAUUUAGCAGAAGUAUUUUCAACACACUCAUUUGGUGUGCAACAGGUUAAAAAAGGGGAAUAAUUUCUGUUGCAGUCCAGGCUUUAAUCAACUAAAUUAAUUUAAUAAUAUUGUUUUAGUAGCACAUGUUGCCAUGGUAACAGAUUCAGCGAAUAAAAAUGUACAACGGUGCUUGAGUUGCUAAACAUCUUUAUUUCACUAUAACUUCUAAUACAUACAGAAAUAUACAAGUAUUGUUUACAGCUUGUAGUUCAUCAAACUAUGUUAACUUUUUUUUUAAAUAAACCGAUCACAAUCA
This is a messenger RNA of Poecilia reticulata (guppy), 3203 nucleotides long. RefSeq names its product meprin A, alpha (PABA peptide hydrolase), tandem duplicate 2 (gene mep1a.2). Gene Ontology annotation, cellular component: membrane. The record is from RefSeq and is a predicted model, not a curated record. Gene Ontology annotation, molecular function: zinc ion binding; metalloendopeptidase activity; protein binding. NCBI's taxonomy places the organism in Eukaryota, Metazoa, Chordata, Actinopteri, Cyprinodontiformes, Poeciliidae. Gene Ontology annotation, biological process: proteolysis.